AUGGCCAACAUACAAAUAGAAGUAGCGCCUCAAGCACGACUUAUUCUUGAACCAGAACCCGAGCACAUAUUGGACUCUGAGAUUUUAUCUGAAUCCGAAGCUUUAUCGGAACCUGAAGCCCCAUUAGAACCUGAAGCCUCAUUGGAACCUGAGUCCCUGUUGGAACCUGAGUCUCUGUUGGGACCUGAAUCCCCAUUGGGACCUGAAUCCCCGUUGGGACCUGAAUCCCCGUUGGGACCUGAAUCCCCGUUGGAACCUGAAUCCCCGUUGGGACCUGAAUCUCCGUUGGAACCUGAAUCCCCAUUAGAACCUGAAUCCCCCCAGGAUUAUGCCUCUCUUGAGGCCUUUAAAUAUAUUUCUAAUCAAUACGCUGAAGCAAGCGGAUUUAAAGUGAUUUUCUUAAAGGGUAACAAUCGUAGCGAUGGCUUGCACACUACUCAAGUUUUUGCCUGCGAUCGCUCUGGUGUGUAUAAAUCUAGAAAAGAUCUGACCAAGAAAGGCAGAAAUAAAGUAUCAAAAAAAUGCAACUGCCCCUGGUCUGUUCGUCUUAAUCAUAAUCUAGAAGAUGACAAAUAUUAUAUUUCCCAAGAGGAAAUUUUUACUUUGAAAAAAGCAGGAAUUUCGAUACCACAAAUCCAAUCUCUGCUUAUAGUAAAAUACGGACCAGCCGCAAAGACGUGGGUAAUUAAAGACAUGUAUGAUCUGAUUGAUACUGAUCGUAUGUUACUUCGUGAAUUUCAAGCCCAUGAUUUUCUUCUCCUCCUCCAACAAAAAC
Messenger RNA from Dentiscutata heterogama, 775 nucleotides. Lineage: Eukaryota; Fungi; Glomeromycota; Glomeromycetes; Diversisporales; Gigasporaceae. The record is from the annotation of a GenBank genome assembly.